This is a messenger RNA of Racocetra fulgida, 390 nucleotides long. Lineage: Eukaryota; Fungi; Glomeromycota; Glomeromycetes; Diversisporales; Gigasporaceae. The record is from the annotation of a GenBank genome assembly.
GGACCAUGCGUUAUCAAGAUCUGUAAGGGAAAAACUAGCACUUUGCGAACCGUUACUGGACUAGUUCUGUCUCAGGAAACAAAGAGCAAGACUCUACCUGAUUAUGUUAAAGAAAAUAACGUUAUUUGCCUUACUUGUUAUAAUGCAAUCGUUGUUAACGCAUCUUCUGAAUUUCAGAUGCAUGUGUUAGAUUCACAUUCUCAUAUUGAGGCAGAAAUCUCUAACCAACCUACUUUUUUGUCUUUUUCACAGGCCGUAGAGCUGAUUACAAACGUUCUUUAUGAAAGAGAAUAUAAUUCAAUGCUUACUCAACCAAGACAUCUAAUUCAUUACAUUUCGUUACUAUUUUGCUUAAUCCAAUUAGAACUUAACCAGCAAUUUCAGGCCUAG